CGCGCAGCCAAUGAGAGAGAGUCUGGGCGAAAGAGACGUUAAGGUGGCGUAUGUUCAUCAUGCGGGACAGUUUGCUAAAAAACUGCGGUUUUUAGUGUGUUUUCGCUUCUGAUUCGCCGCAGAACAGCGCCGAGAAGACACAGAAACCCGACCCCUCGCGCCUGCACUGUGUUUGGCUGGCUGGGAUGUUUACGUUUUCGUAGCUCGCGCAGCAGCAGCAGCACAGCGAGCCCACAGAGCGAUAGGGGAGAGGAGGCGCGUGCGCGCGUCAGUCAGUCAGGGAGUGAGUGAGUGAAAGCGCGCGCUCGCUCGCUCGUAACCGACACCGCCACGACGGUUUGAAUCGGACCGGAAACCGGAGCGCGUGCUGUUCUGUUCUGUGUUGUUGUUGUUGCCUUUGAAGAAGAGAUCAAAGAAGCGCGCCGUUCCAGCGUUCGGUCCGGCGCUCGCGAGCGGCGCGUGGCGGAGGAGCGCGAGGAGCAAAAGCAGCAGCGCGAGGAGGAGGAGAGGAGAGAGGAGAGUCGUGGAGCGCGAGCCAGCGAGCGAGCGCGCCCGUGGAUGGAUGACCUCCAGCGUCGCGCGGCGCACACCAUGUAUCCGCACGGGAGAGCGCAGGCUCCACUGGUGCCAGGCCAUGCUGGCAUGAAGUUCACAGUGCUGGAGACACUGGACCAUAUCAAAGAGGAGUUCCAGCUGUUCCAGGCCCAGUACCAUAGUCUGAAGCUGGAAUGUGAGAAACUGGCCACUGAGAAGACGGAGAUGCACAGACAUUACAUCAUGUAUUAUGAGAUGUCGUAUGGACUUAAUAUCGAGAUGCAGAAACAGGCGGAGAUUGUAAAGCGGCUCAGCGCUAUAUGCACUCAGAUCAUCCCUCUCCUGUCCCAAGAGCAUCAGCACCAGGUGGCCCAGGCUGUCGAGAGAUCCAAACACGUGAGCAUGGCUGACCUGAACGCCAUCAUCGGGCAACAGCAGCUGCAGCAUCUCUCCCAUCAUACCCCAGGCUUCCCCCUGGCCCCACACCACUCAGGCCUGUCUCUGGGAGCAGGGGGUCUCAUGGCUCUCCCAGCAGCUUUCCCAUUCCCACCACACUUAGCUCCUAAAGAUGACCUCACCCAUCCCGAGUCUGUGGAUCCUAGAGAUGGCGCUGUGAACAGGGGUUUUCCAGACCUGUCUCUGAUGAGUCAGUCUGGGGGUCAGAGGCUUCCUCUGUCUCUAACCUGCCCCCCGGAGGCUGAAGCUGAUAGCAAGAGGAGCAACACGGAGGAGAAAUCCAGCAUUAACACACCCCGAGACAGUGAAGUGGACAAGAAUGAAGACAGUCUGAGGCGGGACAGCACUAAAGAGAAGAGUGUGUCUCCAGCAGGAGCAUCUCCUCGCUCAGCUGAUGGAAACGGUCUGGACGGCUCCCCGGUCCGGCGCAGAAACACGUCCAGAGAAACCCACUCUCCCUCCUCCCCCACGUUCCCCCACCCACACACACCCAGCCACCGCAAGAGCCCCGCCCAGGAGGAGAAGACCCGGUCUCCCUCUCAGUCUCCGUCCCGGGACACUGCGUCUCCGGUCUCUGCUUCUGCACCUCCUCCUCCUCCCCCCUCCUCCCGGCCUCUCUCCUCCCCAGCACGCGCUCCCUCUCCUCCUGUUCAGCACUAGGACCCGCUCCACACUGUGGAGUGAGACGGGUGGGAGACGACGCGCCCCCUCCUCCCCACCCACCCUACCCAGCACACACUGGCUCUGUCCCAGAAUGCAGUGGGCCCGGGGAUCAGGUGCCUGGUCAGGAACUCUGUCUGCGUCUGCGUCUGCCCACUGACUCGCGGAGCCACACCGUGAGCGUUCCAGCAUCUGCGUCCAACACACUGCAGCGCCGCCUCUGAGGCACAGCUUAACAAGCCAACCAAUCAGCUGCACAGUGACUGAAAGAUCUAUCAGCCAAUCAGGCAGCUGGAGAGCUGUGGCGAAGCUGGGUGAUUUGUGGUGAUCAGAUGGGAGUAAAUCCUGUGGAUCUUCUGUAAGCUGAAUGAAAGGAUGGUGCAGACCUGGACUGGGACCCUAUAACUAUUUCAGAGGCUGAACUCAUGUGUGAGCAGAAUCCUAUAGACUGCUGCUGGUGAACUGGAUCAGACUCAAAUGGAUCUUUAGAUAUGGACCAGUUCUACACUCGGUUUGUGUACCAGCACUCUGAACAGACACACUGCAGUGGGCAGUUCUACAGUAAUAACUCACUUCGGCUUUAUUGUUAUUUUUGUAAUCACAUCUUUUUUUUGUUGCUAACAUCAGAAUCCAUCCCUCCCCCGUACCUCACCGUUCCUUCCUUCACUUUUUAUUGACCUUUUCUUUGAUGCACUCCACGUGGUUGCUGGCACUGUUGAGUAAGCAGAAGCAGAACUGUGCUCUCUAUCUGCACUUUACUUUCUCUGUGGACGAGUAAAAUCCAACUGGAGCUUCCGUUGUACCCUUUGAGACAUAAAAAAAAGUUCAUUGAUUUGUUUGUAAGUUAAUAUAACACAAUUUUUAUAUACUGAUAAAUAUAUCAAUACCAAUAUAUCAAUUAGCUACCGUGAUAGCUAAUCACCUUCUGUUCACUACAGAACACACUCAAUUCUGUCUGAAUUAAACUACUUCAUUUAAAUCUUUAAAAUUGGAUACAAUUUUGUAAUGAAUGGACCAAUAAUAAAUUAUCCAGAUCAAUAUUGAAAUUACAUUGUUUUUACUGACGUCCAUUGAAGAUAAACAAGUUUUUUUUCCUUCUGUAAAUUCAAGAUUUUUGCAUUAUAACAGAUUUAUACUACUGAUACAGUUCAGAAAAUAACUACAUCAAGUUUCUGAUCAACACUGUGUCCAGCAGAGAGAGUCUGGUGAUUUUCUUGCUUAAACUCUUUAAAUUAUGUCAAAAUCAUAGUAAAAAAAGUACAGCAUCUCUCCACAUGCUCCAGUUUUCUUCUGUUUUUUUUUUUGUUUUACACAUUUGAUGAAUUUAAUGAAUGUGAGAGUGUAAGAUUACAGUAUAAGACCAGUUUUAUGCAUUUGUUUCACCCUUUCCCUGCUGAUAUUGAUUGAUUCAGUGCUGAUUACUGUACAGUACUGGAUUGAUACCAUCUAUAUGGUUUCCAUCUAUAUGAAUUGGUUUGGUUAAUAGGUGCCAUUAUGUCAUUUACUGGGAUUAUUUCAUUUAAUUACAUUCAUUAAAAGUAAUAUAAAACUCUAAUCUCUCUCAGACUGGAUCAGCUGCUGUCUCCACAAGGGGGCAGCACCAUCAAACCCAGCCAGCACACAGCCAUGCCCUGCCUUUUCUAUUCAUGUGGUUGGUCAUAUGGUGUGUGAUAGUGUUUUCCCUGCUAAUUAGAGUAAACAAUGCUAAUGACAGCAAUUACAGGGAGAUUAUCAAUUAUCCAGCUCAUCAGGAGUUACAUCAGCUACACUGAUCCCACAGAAACUGUUCAGAUAAUCCGAGCUGUGCUUCUUUCAGGACGGGGUGUGAGUCACGUCAUUACAAUUCAACGCGAGCCAGUAUUACAACUACCCAGAUACACAGCAUGAUCCACCAUAAAUAAAUAACAGCACCUCUGGCACUGUGGGAUACAUGACCAAACAGCUGACGUCUGCUGUGUUUUAUGGGCUCUGAAGCCCUGCGGUCUCAUUGUGUUGGUUGCGCACAGUAAAACCCGGCCGUGGACAGGAUGUCAUAUGUCCAUCACUCAGGGGAGGGAGAGCACAAUGCAGUCUGCAGUAAAAAAAAACGCUUUGGGGGGAUUUUUGGAGAACAGGAACCGAGCUCAUUCUGGGGGACGAAAAACAUCCACACCCAUCUGACUGAACGAGCCAGAAACAGAUAAGCUCUAUUUGAUUAAAGAGGCAAAUUUCCAACCGUGCUCAUGUUUUUAACCCUCCUGUUAUGUUCAGCUGCAAGAAACAGCAAUAAUAAGCCUGGAUAAAAUAAUAAUCGCCCUUUUAAAAUCUCAAUAUUCAGCUCUGAAAAAAAAUAAGAGACCACUUAAAAAUGAUAAGUUUCUUUGAUUUUACCAAAUUGACCAAAUAGAAAACCUCUGGAAUAUAAUCAAGAGGAAGCUGGAUGAUCACAAGCCAAUAAAACCAAGCUGAACUGCUUACAUUUGUGCAUCCUGAGUGGCAUAAAGUUAUCCAAAAGCAGUAUGUAAGACUGGUGGAGCAGAUCAUGAUGCCAAGAUGCAUGAAAACCAGGGUUAUUCCACCAAAUAUUGACUCUUAAAUCUUUAUGAAUAUGAACUUGUUUUCUUUGCAUUAUUUGUGGUCUGAAAGCUCUACAUCUGUUUUUGUUAGUUCAGCCAUUUCUCAUUUUAUGCAAAUAAUAGUAUGCUGUAAAUUAUAAUAUUUCUUCAAUUUGUCAUUAAACAGCAACAUAUGCUUUUCCUUUCCUUUAUUUAUUGUUGGGAAAAUCAGCACUACCCUCAACUGCUCCAGUGCGUUCCCCUUGAUUCUUUUGAUGGAAGCCAGAAGUAGAGUUGAUAGAGAGACAGGAUACUUAGAUCUUCAGCAAAUUAGCAAUUUAUUACAACAGAGCUCUGGGAACCCCUUCCACUCAGACAGAGUUUCAGUAGAAGAAGUUCCAUGAUCCUUACAUUUGCAAGACCUUAUAUCCCCAAAAUCCCCCCCAUACAUACUGUGCAAAGGUCAGUUAAGCGGUUCCUCAGCAACUGUUUCUAACUGAUUAAGUUAAAUCAUUUAUUGAUUACUACUGUUUUCUAUGUGUCCUCCGGCCUCAUCUCUGCUGCUUAGGCGCUGACUUCUGCAUUACAUGCUACAUACUGGACAUUCAGUUUUGAGGUGUCAGCCUAACUGUCCUUUGCACACUCACCCACAUACACAGUUCAGGUCAAAUAUCCAGAAACAUCUCACUAGUUUCAGACACUUGAGUCAGCCCAAACAAGAUCACUCACAUGACACUUCAUUCUCUUAAUCAUAAUCAGGUUUUUGGAUUAAAUGUCAUUUUGUCUGAUCAGCUGAAAAAUACCUUUAAUAUUAAUAUUUACUGUUUCUUAACAUUAUGCACAAUAAUUUGUAUUGACAGUUAUUUAAAUGUUAACAUGUCAUAAAAAGAUCCUUAAGAAUCCUAAAAGGAUUGCUCCACCAUCAAAAUCAUUAAUCAUCUUGAAAAUCUCAAAACAACUCCUACCCCCUAAUUUUACUGGAUGACGUCAUGUCUUGUCAUAUUAUAUUUAAAAAUUAACACUGUGAAAAUUAAAGGGAUGGUAUAAUAACCAAAAAGUGGUAUGUUGCCUGAGGGCAAGACCAUGCCAUAAAGGGUUAUAUUUCGUCUUCAAAAAAGUCCUGACAAAAAUGUGUCAGAUGUAGAUUAAUUAUGUGUUUUUAAACUGCAGGAUUGUUCACAGCUCUGCUUUUUUAAUAUGGGAUCCUAAUGUAAUCAUAAAUAAAUUAAAUCUCAAAUAGCACUGCACAAUAUAUAACUUCAACAUCACAGGAUGUGCAAUGUCAAAUACAAUGUUUUAAAGCUUUUUACUUUAUUUAAUACAGAAUUAUUAAUAAUUAUAACAUGUUCAACUCUAUUUUUAGUAGCGUAGUAUACAGUAUAUCACAAUGUCAGUUGUUUUCCAUGUUAAUUUGAACAGGAAACUUCAUUCAAAAAUCCCCUUAAAAUAGAAGCCAGUGAUCAGAUUAUUUGUGGUGAGAAUAAUUGUCUACAGUAAUAAACCAUAAAAAGCAGAUAGAGAUCAAAUUCCUUUAACAGAUAAAAGUGAAAGUCCUCAGGUCCUCAUGUGACAAAGCCGAGUCUUUUUCAGUUUAUUUUCACCUUCACUCGUUUCACUGUAAACUCUUGUCUGUUCUGUACCAGCAAUAAACUGUAACCAGCGAG
Astyanax mexicanus (Mexican tetra) is the source of this 5848-nucleotide messenger RNA. RefSeq names its product TLE family member 2, transcriptional corepressor c (gene tle2c). Lineage: Eukaryota; Metazoa; Chordata; Actinopteri; Characiformes; Acestrorhamphidae. Gene Ontology annotation, cellular component: transcription regulator complex; nucleus. The transcript has 15 exons. Gene Ontology annotation, molecular function: transcription corepressor activity; protein binding. Gene Ontology annotation, biological process: negative regulation of canonical Wnt signaling pathway; regulation of DNA-templated transcription. The record is from RefSeq and is a predicted model, not a curated record. Bases 559 to 1650 code for a protein of 363 amino acids.